This is a messenger RNA of Hylaeus anthracinus, 5443 nucleotides long. RefSeq names its product protein GDAP2 homolog (gene Gdap2). The record is from RefSeq and is a predicted model, not a curated record. The transcript is spliced from 12 exons. Bases 248 to 1786 code for a protein of 512 amino acids. Lineage: Eukaryota; Metazoa; Arthropoda; Insecta; Hymenoptera; Colletidae.
AACGGCCGGGUGUCUUGGCGGGUUUUCGCUCGGAGCUGCGCUCACGAGACCAGCUCGAGAACGAGGAAACGGAGGUGACGUUUGUUGCCAUCGAUAGAGUGAUCGUUGAACGGCAGUCGAGAGGAACGAGGACAACCGAAGGACUCGCGUUUGAAAUAUUACCAAAGGACAGAAAACCUGUCGAACUCCUGGGGCUGCAUUUCAGUCCAGGUUUGACCGCACCGAUAGGCGGACGAUUCGCAGCUGAAUGAGGCUCAUGGAACCUUUGGGUGUCACGCCGGACGUGGUGGAGACGGGCGCAUUGAAAAGAUGGUCCGAUUAUCCCAUUCAGCACAGAUUUACAGAUUACUCCAAUUCCAUUGGAGAACCAUCGCAUCAUACCAUAAGUCCCUUUCCGUGCCAACCGGCACUUAACAACAAACUUGCGUUAUGGACCGACGAUAUUUCUGUUUUACAAGUGGAUGCCGUAGUAAAUUCUACCAAUGAAACUAUGGAUGACAAUGGUCCCAUGUGCCAAAGAAUAUUUGCUAGGGCUGGCUCAGCCCUUAACAUGGAAAUAUUUAAUGAAGUAAAAGAAUGCAAAACUGGUGAGAUAAGACUGACCCAAGGACAUGGACUACCUGCACGUUUUAUUAUCCACACUGUGGGACCUGUAUACAAUGUAAAGUACCAAACAGCAGCCCAAAAUACAUUGCAUUGUUGCUACAGAAAUGUUUUACAAAAAGCAAGAGAACUUGGAUUACGUACAAUCGCGUUGCCGGUAAUUAAUUCCGUACGCAGAAAUUAUCCUCCUGAUGCAGGAGCACAUAUUGCUCUCAGAACGAUAAGAAGAUUCUUGGAGCAAUAUGGCGAUUCGAUUACAUGCAUCGUAUUUGUUCUCGAGCCGUGCGAUCUUGGAAUUUACGAAGUUUUACUUCCCCUUUAUUUCCCUAGGAAUUUAGCAGAGCAAGAUAAUGCUUGUUGGCAGUUGCCAAACGACAUUGGUGGAAUGGAUGGGGAACCUCUGCUUCCCGACCGACAAAUUAGAAUCAUCGACAAUCCUCAACAUGCUUUACACGGUGACGAAAGCGUAGAGCUAUCCACUCAAUUAGAAACAUCUGUGAAUAUCGGCGAACACGCGUUCGCACAGAUGCAGGGUGACCUCGACCGACAAAGAUUACUUGGGGAAAGGCCCCCUGCCGAUCCUCUGGCGGAUAUCAUGUUGAAACAAAUGCAGCAGAAAGAAAGGUACGAAAGGCUCCUGAGGAGAGCAAAGACAGAGGACCUAUCCGAGGUGUCAGGGAUCGGUUGCCUCUAUCAAAGUGGUGUCGAUCGUCAAGGCCGGCCAGUGGUCGUGUUCGUUGGCAAAUGGUUUCCCGCCACUAAAAUCAAUUUGGACAAGGCGUUGCUGUACCUGAUACAGUUGCUCGACCCGAUCGUCAAAGGAGACUACGUCAUCGCUUACUUCCAUACAUUGACGACCAGUAACAACUACCCCAGCUUGCACUGGUUGCGCGAAGUUUACAACGUGCUUCCUUACAAGUAUAAGAAGAACCUCAAACACUUUUACAUUAUCCAUCCGACUUUCUGGACCAAGAUGAUGACGUGGUGGUUCACGACGUUCAUGGCUCCGGCUAUCAAGCAGAAAGUUCACAGUUUACCCGGCGUGGAGUACCUCUACGAAGUUAUGUCGCCGGAGCAGUUGGAAAUUCCUGCUUACAUCACGGAAUAUGAUAUGACGAUAAACGGCAUGAGGUAUUACCAACCCGAACCAGUCAUGUCGACCAGUCCGUCGACGUCCACGUAACUCGCGAACAAGAUUCGGUUCCCAGCCAGCGAAUCGCUGGUCAGGACCAAGUCGGAUCGACUGUUCCACGCGAUGCUGGUACAGUUGUACACGCGUGUGUUCCUCGACUAACCGUCGUAUACCCAUUUCGUUCGUUCCACCGACUCUGGACUCCAAUUGGACGAGAAACAGGGCUGCCGUUCGGACACGAUCGUCGUCACGAUCGGAUGGUUCGUUCGGGCCACCACGAUAGCUCGCCGUUGCUUUGCCGAAGUGCCUCGCGAUGGAUGGAACGCGAACAGAAGAGAGAACUCGUCGUCGGUGCUUCGCGCGACUACUUUUUACGAACUGAUCGCUGAAAAAAGUCAAGAAACCACUGCCCAUCCGUCUCUCGCAGUUUCACAGAAAGAACAAAAUUCUCCGCCGAUUCAAGGAAACUGGAAACACUGGCGGAGAAGGAAAAAAAAAAAAUUCUUAUUCGCUCGAGGCGAGUAUCGAUUGCCAAAACACCAAUUAAUCAGUAUUUUCGUCGUCGUGUUGCCGUCGGUAUAGGGAGCUUCGACCUGUGUUCUUGUAAAUAUUACGCUGUUCAUCGUUACGGAAUGUAAAAACGGAAGAGACGACCGCGUGGAGAUGAGCGUCGACGACGAAACGAAGCGAAUGACGGCUUAAUACGAACCGACGAUCGCAUUCUGUUAUUUUCUUAUCCAUCGUUAUACAGCGAAGAGCGUCUAUUUGAUUAUUGUACGUCGUAUUUUAUUAUGUAACGUCGUUGACAAAUGAUUAGCGCCAGCUGGCGCGGUAUUUUCGAUAUGUAAAACGGUAGAACGUGUAACUCCCGGGCAAGAAGGGGAAGAUGUAGAACGGCUGGUUCCUUCCGUGGUGCUACGGCUUCGGCGAUUUCAUGUGAAUCGUGGACUGUGUCAUUCGACUCGCCGCGUAGAACUGAUUAACAAGUACGCGGGAAACGUUCGCGUUUAUCGAUAACGAGUCGAGGUGUCAACGUUCCUCUCGUUCUGUUGUUCGUCGACGGGAAUUACGAAUGGUCUGGCGGCCGACAAGCUGCUUUAUCGUUGGAGUACUCUGUUACGAAUUACGUAACCGGUACUAAAAGAAUUACAGGAGAUUAAAUGGAGCGUUAAUCUUUAGCGGACCUAGGCGAAGAGCGGCGACACUCUAUCGAUUCGUCAUCGACGCGUGGAUAAGUGGAAUCUUAUGGCGUUAAAAGCUGAGUGCCGAGGUCGUACUCGCGGUUCAAUUCUAGAUUAGAUGAAGCAAUAAACUUAAGAGCUUUCUCGCGAUGUAUAUUUCGGGAGACAGAAUCGUUAUACUCGUUGUUAAGCAUUUUUAGCGUUUGAAGAUGAAAAACAAAGUUGAUAUAUAUGUAUAUAACCGGCGUCGAUUAACCCAUUUCUUUCAUUUUCCCUGUAUCGUUACACCGCGCAAGGUCACUCGUGUUCCAUCUCUGACCAGCUUCUAACGCGUAACGAACCGGAAGCAACUCGAUCGUUCACUGGUCGACCAACAGACGCGAGGCAAUGGAAUAAUUGGCCGUACUGCGGUCGGAGAUGCGUAUUAACCACGUAACGUUACUUCUGAUUAGCUCGAUUACGUCUUUUAUCGUUGAACAACAUUUUUUUAUUACAUUUUUAUUGCGUUGAAUGGAUGUUGCGUUAGGAUACGUUAGAUAUAUAUUUAUUGUACGGAUAGCGUGCAGCGUUUCGUUAAUAAAAAUAGAAAACCUAUUUCUCCAUGCGUCGAACGGGCAAAUUGGACGAUUUAUUUUUAAUAUUCGCUAUCGACGCGUGUCUCGGCUACGAACUUACUUUCGACCAAUCUAUGCGAGAGACUCGACGCGACGAACAAUGUAAAAGUCGCCCGUCGCGUCGUUUCUCACGUAAAUUUUAACGUUUUACGUUCAACGACCCCACUGUCCGUCCCUGACAAUCGUUUCUAGCAAGUAGGGAAGCGUCGCGCAAGACAUCGUCCAACCAUUCUCGUCGUUAUUGACGCGCACGUCUCCAGAACGGGUGUCGCAUACGAAAAAUUGACGAAACAAAACAGAAGAAGUUUGCCUGUUAUAGUUUCCGUCUUUCUGUAUGCCUUUGUGGAAACAACGAAUAGUCUACGUAAUUGGGAUCGUUUGGAAGCGAAGCUUAACGAGAAUUGCGCGCAAUUCCGACGAUUAGGCGUUGUCCUUGUCGCGACGGUGUAAUUAAUGUUGAAUGGGCUCGUGCGAUCUAACGAGGGAGAUGUUGUGAGACAGUAAAACGUUAGUGGAUGUCAUAGGCGAGGCGAAGAUUGUGACAAUAUGUGAGUGGGCGCCACGGUGCCCAAGAUUUUAUCGUUUUUUAAAGUCCUAAUCUAGUCGAAUCGCGCAUUCCAUCGCGUCUGAUCGGAGUUACGUUUGCUAGAGAAAUAGGAACGGUACGAGGUAGUCGAAAGAAGAAAUUACUAAUGGACUACGCUAGGACUUUAAAAUGGGCUGAUUGAAAACAUUAGGCUUUACGCUUAGAAGAUUACCUAUGGCUUCGAGAAACAAUUCGACCGCUACGCGGUUCCUCCGCAUUUAGGGAACCGCGAUCGCAAAGGGCAGAACCGAAUGGGAAAUGCUUGCAGCAAUAUGCGGCGGUAGUUUCGAUCGGUCCCUGUUACCUUAGGAUCCCGAAAUCACGUUUACUUUCCGAACUUUUCUCGUCGUACACAGCUCUGCGAGUGUCGCAACACGCUUUCUCGUGGGAAUUCGAGCGAGCUUCCGCUUUGAUCGGGAUUUGUUGGAGGGCGAUUCUGCAUGAAAGAGUAAAGAGACAAUUUAGAAAGCCGUAUUUCUUCGUACGCGUUUGCUUUACCUUUCCAUUCAAAAUCACCCACUUCGGAAUUGUUCGUUACAAAACAUCCUGUAUAUCCGAAGUACGAAAUUGUUAAGAAGCACCGCGAUAUGGUAAUAAAUUUUAUCGAUCGAAUCGUACCAGGGUCGAAACAAAAAUCAACUUAGCCAUCGAGGGUGUAUCUCCUCCAACGUACCCUCCCUUUCUGUGCAAAAAUAUUUGGGAGGGGGUGGUCGCGAACGGCCAAUUGAUUUUGCUUCGAUUGUGGUAUCGAAGUGUUGAAUCCGAACGGCGAUAUUGGAAAUGAAUUUUAUAUGAAGAAUAUAUAAGCGAUUGAAACCAAACUACAAGCGUUUUAACAAAUAUUAACGGUCUUUCUUAAGAGAGUAACCAACCUCUUAAAAUAGCGCAAAUCAUAGUUAUCGUGUUAAUUGCGAGUUUAUAAGAUACCGUGCAAAUUUUGUACGCUCGUUACUCUUCCUUCAAGAACUACUGAACAAAUCGUAACGAAAAGAGGGAAAUGUUUCCGUUUCCUUUUUUUUUUUAUAUUUACAUAAGUAACAUUUUUAUAAGCAAGAAGCGAACGUCGGCGCGACGAUCGUGUUUCGCGGGAAACGAGGACGGAAGUUUCGGAAACUACACGUGCAUUAUGUAUGUAUACGUAUGUAUAACGAUAUACCGGUUAAUCAUUGUAAUUGUUGUCGCAAUGGUAUAGAUUCUAAUUAAUCGAAGUAUAUUUUUCUCUCGCGUGCCGAUGCACGGCCUCUAACAGCUGACACCGCAUCCUUUCAUCUGUUUUCUGUUUCUUUUUUAUAUAGAUCGAGCAAUAAACGUUUUAUUUGAACAAGAA